Chrysochloris asiatica (Cape golden mole) is the source of this 2701-nucleotide messenger RNA. It is a transcript of the gene BAP1, whose product is annotated as BRCA1 associated protein-1 (ubiquitin carboxy-terminal hydrolase). Gene Ontology annotation, molecular function: cysteine-type deubiquitinase activity. The record is from RefSeq and is a predicted model, not a curated record. Gene Ontology annotation, biological process: protein deubiquitination; ubiquitin-dependent protein catabolic process. Bases 205 to 2388 code for a protein of 727 amino acids. Lineage: Eukaryota; Metazoa; Chordata; Mammalia; Afrosoricida; Chrysochloridae. The transcript is spliced from 17 exons. Gene Ontology annotation, cellular component: cytoplasm.
GUCCGGCCGGCGGAAGCUAAACCAAGAGGCGGGGCGUAGGUGGUCGCGCCGUGAUGACGUAAUACGAAGGCGCGGGAUGGUGACGCGCGGGACCCGUUGUCUGUGUGGGGCUGAGGGGCCCCGGGGGCAAUAGGGGCUCCCGGCUAGGGCGUCGGUGGGUCGGGAGGGCCUGGACAUGGCGCUGAGGGGCCGCCCCGCGGGAAGAUGAAUAAAGGCUGGCUGGAGCUGGAGAGCGACCCGGGCCUCUUCACCCUCCUGGUGGAAGAUUUCGGUGUCAAAGGAGUGCAGGUAGAAGAGAUCUAUGACCUUCAGAGCAAAUGCCAGGGCCCCGUUUAUGGUUUCAUCUUCCUGUUCAAAUGGAUCGAAGAGCGCCGAUCCCGUCGCAAGGUCUCUACUUUGGUGGAUGAUACGUCAGUCAUUGAUGAUGAAAUUGUGAAUAACAUGUUCUUUGCCCAUCAGCUGAUCCCCAACUCUUGUGCUACUCAUGCUCUGCUGAGUGUGCUCCUGAACUGCAGCAAUGUGGACCUGGGGCCUACCCUGAGUCGCAUGAAGGACUUCACCAAAGGCUUCAGCCCUGAGAGUAAAGGAUAUGCAAUUGGCAAUGCCCCGGAAUUGGCCAAGGCACAUAAUAGCCAUGCCAGGCCUGAGCCACGCCACCUUCCUGAGAAGCAGAAUGGGCUUAGUGCGGUGCGGACCAUGGAGGCGUUCCACUUUGUCAGCUAUGUGCCUAUCACAGGCCGACUCUUUGAGCUUGAUGGACUGAAGGUCUACCCCAUUGACCAUGGGCCCUGGGGGGAGGAUGAGGAGUGGACAGACAAGGCCCGGCGAGUCAUCAUGGAACGGAUUGGCCUCGCCACUGCAGGGGAGCCCUACCAUGACAUCCGCUUCAACCUGAUGGCAGUGGUGCCUGACCGCAGGAUCAAGUAUGAGGCCAGGCUGCACAUGCUAAAGGUGAACCGUCAGACAGUGCUGGAGGCUCUGCAGCAGCUGAUUAGGGUAACACAGCCAGAGCUGAUUCAGACCCAUAAGUCUCAAGAGUCUCAGCUGCCUGAGGAGUCCAAGCCAGCCAGUGGCAAGUCCCCCUCAGAGGCACACAGGACCCCAGCGGCCUCAGAGGGCACCCACACAGAUGGCACAGAAGAGGGGGCUGGUUCCUGCCCACCCGCCCCAACCCAUAGCCCUCCCAGCAAACCCAAGCUGGUGGUGAAGACUUCAGGGAGCAGCCUCAACGGGGUUCCCCCCAAUCCUGCCCCUAUUGUUCAGCGGCUGCCAGCCUUUCUGGACAAUCACAACUAUGCCAAGUCCCCCAUGCAGGAAGAGGAAGAUCUGGCAGCAGGCGUGGGCCGCAGCCGAGUUCCAGUCCGCCCACCCCAGCAGUACUCAGAUGAUGAGGAUGAUUAUGAGGACGAUGAGGAGGACGACAUGCAUAACACCAACUCCGCCAUCAGAUACAAGCGGAAGGGACCAGGGAAGCCAGGGCCUUUGAGUGGCUCCGCAGAUGGGCAGCUGUCUGUGCUGCAGCCCAACACCAUCAACGUCCUCGCUGAAAAGCUCAAAGAGUCCCAGAAGGACCUCUCGAUUCCUCUGUCCAUCAAGACCAGCAGUGGGGCCGGGAGUCCUGCCGUGGCAGUUCCAGCGCACUCGCAGCCCUCGCCCACGCCCAGCAAUGAGAGCACGGAUACAGCCUCCGAGAUCGGCAGCGCUUUCAACUCGCCACUGCGCUCGCCCAUCCGCUCAGCCAACCCGACGCGGCCCUCUAGCCCUGUCACCUCCCACAUCUCCAAGGUGCUUUUUGGUGAGGAUGACAGCCUGCUGCGCGUUGACUGCCUACGCUACAAUCGUGCCGUACGUGACCUGGGUCCUGUCAUCAGCACAGGCCUGCUACACCUAGCUGAGGACGGUGUGCUGAGUCCCCUGGCACUGACAGAAGGUGGGAAAGGCUCCUCACCCUCCAUCAGACCGAGCCAAAGCAGUCAGGGGUCCAGCAGCCCAGAGGAGAAGGAGGUGGUGGAAGCAGCAGAAAGCCGAGAGAAGACUGGGCUGGUCCGGCCCGGUGAGCCCUUAAGUGGGGAGAAGUACUCACCCAAGGAGCUGCUGGCACUGCUGAAGUGUGUGGAGGCUGAGAUUGCAAACUAUGAGGCCUGCCUCAAGGAAGAAGUGGAGAAGAGGAAGAAGUUCAAGAUUGAUGACCAGAGAAGGACCCACAAUUACGAUGAAUUCAUCUGCACCUUCAUCUCCAUGCUGGCUCAGGAAGGCAUGCUGGCCAAUCUGGUGGAGCAAAACAUCUCAGUGCGGCGGCGCCAAGGGGUCAGCAUCGGCCGGCUCCACAAGCAGCGUAAGCCUGAUCGGCGGAAACGCUCACGCCCCUAUAAGGCCAAGCGCCAGUGAGGACCACUGGCCUUGAAUCUGCAAUCUGCUCUUGCUGCGUGGCUGUCACCAGGGCCCUUCCCUGCCCCACUCCCCCGUCUCCCAGUAUUACGACAGUUCCAGCCAGAGAGCCCAGACCCUGGGACUGGGAGCCAGGCCAGGAUCCUUUGUGGCAUGUUCCAGGGACUGGCAGGGCAGGGCAGCCCCACGGCGCUCAGGAAGCAGCAGCUAGCGCUGGGGCUGCAUGGUGCAGCCACUACCUCCACAGCCGGCUGUGGAGUGGCAGGACCUGGCCCUCCUGCCUUGGGCAGCAGAAUAUAUAUUUUAUCUAUCA